Messenger RNA from Cynoglossus semilaevis (tongue sole), 1335 nucleotides. Its product is annotated as progestin and adipoQ receptor family member 3-like. The coding region runs from base 331 to 1281 and encodes 316 amino acids. Gene Ontology annotation, cellular component: membrane. The record is from RefSeq and is a predicted model, not a curated record. Gene Ontology annotation, molecular function: signaling receptor activity. NCBI's taxonomy places the organism in Eukaryota, Metazoa, Chordata, Actinopteri, Pleuronectiformes, Cynoglossidae. The transcript is spliced from 8 exons.
UGAACAGCAGUUUCAUGCCACUGUAGAUUUGAGGGUGUGUUUUUCAACACUGACCGCUAGAUGACAGCAACCGACCGCUUAGUUUCGGACAACAGCAAUAGAAGGAGAAGAAGUCGAGUUGAAAUAUUCGUUAGACUGAUGCAUACAACAAUGUACAGUAUUCUGUUCAAUACUGUUUUUAGUACCACAUUAGCCAGUGGCUAAAUCGUGUAGAUAUGUCGUAUUUGUUCGACACAAGACAUCGACGGUCGGUGUAUCGCUAACGCCUAACUCCCCAAAUCUCAGCUCUCAGCUCCAGUUCUUUCCCAGACCUGAGGUGCUGAGAUCAAGAUGCUGCUGAAGAUGCCCCAGAAGCUGCUGAAAACUGCCCACUACAUAGAGCUGGGUAGUUACCACCACUGGCCAGUGCUGAUACCCCAGAGGAUAAGACUGUACACCUACGAUCAAAUCCCCCUGUUCCUUAAAGAAAACCCGUACAUCACUGACGGAUACCGGGCUCACCUGCCCUCCAGGCUCUGUCUGAAGAGUGUUUUCAUUCUGUCCAAUGAGACGGUGAACAUCUGGAGCCACCUGCUGGGCUUCCUGCUCUUCUUCUCCCUGGGGGUCAACGACCUCUCCUCUGUGUUGCCCUCCUCUGGAGCCAACAGAGAGGACUAUGUUAUUUAUGCCAUAGGACUCUUCUGCUUUCAGGUGUGUAUGCUGUGUUCUGUGGGGUAUCAUCUGUUUUCGUGCCACCGCUCGGAGAAGACGUGCCGGCGCUGGCUGGCUCUGGACUAUGCAGGCAUCUCCGUUGGCAUCCUGGGCUGCUACGUGCCUGGAAUCUUCUACGCCUUCUACUGUAAUGCAUUUUGGCGACAGGUCUACCUCCUGACCGUCCUCUCCCUGAUCCUGGCCGUCUUCUGCGCUCAAGUCCACCCAGAUUACCUCAGCAACGACUGGAGACGCAUACGAAUGGCCAUCUUCUUCUGUGUGGCCGGCGUCAGUGUGAUCCCAGCAUGCCACUGGGUGUGGCUUAACGGUGGCUUCACCUCUGAUGUAGUACAGGUUUUCCUGCCUCGGGUGGUGGUGAUGUACCUGAUCGCUGGAUCGGCCUUCCUCUUCUACGUCACCAAAAUUCCUGAGCGCUACUUUCCUGGCCAGAUGAACUACCUGGGAGCCAGCCACCAGGUGUGGCACAUCCUGGUGGUUGUGAUGUUCUACUGGUGGCACCAGACGGCUGUGUACAUCAUGCACUUAAGACAUAGUCAGCCCUGCAGCAGCAGCAGCAGCAGCAGGAGUUAAGUACAGAACAAAUAUCCAUAGAAAAAAGAAAAGUUAAAUUUCAAUGGUUGUUUG